Pipistrellus kuhlii (Kuhl's pipistrelle) is the source of this 2517-nucleotide messenger RNA. RefSeq names its product WAP, follistatin/kazal, immunoglobulin, kunitz and netrin domain containing 2 (gene WFIKKN2). Gene Ontology annotation, molecular function: transforming growth factor beta binding; serine-type endopeptidase inhibitor activity; receptor antagonist activity. The transcript has 2 exons. Gene Ontology annotation, cellular component: extracellular region. NCBI's taxonomy places the organism in Eukaryota, Metazoa, Chordata, Mammalia, Chiroptera, Vespertilionidae. The record is from RefSeq and is a predicted model, not a curated record. Bases 118 to 1848 code for a protein of 576 amino acids. Gene Ontology annotation, biological process: negative regulation of transforming growth factor beta receptor signaling pathway.
GCCGGCCGGCCGGGGCGGGGGUGAGGGCAGGUGUCCGCGGCCCCAGAGGGAGAGGGCGCGGUGGGUGCGGCCCCUGGCGGCGUCCCAGGGAGGCCUCUGGCCGCCGAGGACCGCGCCAUGUGGGCCCCGGGAGGCCCCGGGUUCUGCUCCCGCUGGGGGCGGGUGGCCGUGCUGCUGCUGCUGCUGCUGCUCGGGGCGCCCCCGAGGGGCCUGGCGCUGCCCCCCAUCCGCUACUCCCACGCGGGCAUCUGCCCCAACGACAUGAACCCCAACCUCUGGGUGGACGCCCAGAGCACCUGCAAGCGGGAGUGUGAGGCGGACCAGGAGUGUGAGACCUACGAGAAGUGCUGCCCCAACGUGUGCGGCACCAGGAGCUGCGUGGCGGCCCGCUACCUGGACGUGAAGGGGAAGAGGGGCCCGGUGGGCAUGCCCAAGGAGGCCACGUGCGACCACUUCAUGUGCCUGCAGCAGGGCUCCGAGUGCGACAUCUGGGACGGCCAGCCCGUGUGCAAGUGCAAGGACCGCUGCGAGAAGGAGCCCAGCUUCACCUGCGCCUCCGACGGCCUCACCUACUACAACCGGUGCUACAUGGACGCCGAGGCCUGCUCCCGCGGCAUCACGCUGGCCGUGGUCGCCUGCCGCUACCACUUCACCUGGCCCAACACCAGCCCGCCGCCGCCGCCCGGCACCACCGCGCGGCCCACCACCGCCGCCCCGGAGACGCCCGGCUGGGACGCGGCCGCCCCCGCGCUGCUCAGCCGGCCCGCGCCCCAGGCGGUGACCGUGGGCGAGACGGUGAGCUUCCUGUGCGACGUGGCGGGCCGGCCGCGGCCCGCCGUGACCUGGGAGAAGCAGCUGGAGGACCGGGAGAACGUGGUCAUGGGGCCCAACCACGUGCGGGGCAACGUGGUGGUCACCAACAUCGCCCAGCUGGUCAUCUACAACGCCCAGCCGCAGGACGCCGGCAUCUACACCUGCACCGCCCGCAACGCCGCCGGCGUCCUGCGCGCCGACUUCCCGCUGUCGGUGGUGCGGGCGGCGGCGGCCACGGCCGAGAGCGGCGGCCCCAACAGCACGGCCUUCCCCGCGGCCGAGUGCCUGCAGCCGCCCGACGGCGAGGACUGCGGCGGCGAGGAGCAGACCCGCUGGCACUUCGACGCCCAGGCCAACAACUGCCUCACCUUCACCUCCGGCCCCUGCCAGCGCAACCGCAACCACUUCGAGACCUACGAGGCCUGCGUGCGGGCCUGCGUGCGGGGCCCGCUGGCCGCCUGCAGCCUGCCCGCCCUGCAGGGGCCCUGCAAGGCCUACGCCCCGCGCUGGGCCUACAACCGCCAGGCCGGCCAGUGCCAGUCCUUCGUCUACGGCGGCUGCGAGGGCAACGGCAACAACUUCGAGAGCCGCGAGGCCUGCGAGGAGUCCUGCCCCUUGCCCUGGGGCGGCCAGCGCUGCCAGGCCUGCCGGCCCCGGCAGAAGCUCGUGACCGGCUUCUGCCGCAGCGACUUCGUCAUCCUGGGCCGCGUGUCCGAGCUGACCGAGGAGCCGGCCGCCGGCCGCGCCCUGGUCACCGUGGACGAGGUCCUCAAGGACGAGAAGAUGGGCCUCAAGUUCCUGGGCCGGGAGCCGCUGGAGGUCACCCUGCUGCCGGUGGACUGGGCCUGCCCCUGCCCCAACGUGACGGCGGGCGAGACGCCGCUCAUCAUCAUGGGGGAGGUGGAGGGCGGCAUGGCCAUGCUGCGCCCCGGCAGCUUCGUGGGCGCCGCCAGCGGCCGGCGGGUCCGGAAGCUGCGCGAGGUCCUGCACAAGAAGACCUGCGAGGUCCUCAAGGAGCUCCUGGGCUCACGCUGAGCCCCCCCCCACCCCACCCCCGCUUCCCGCCCUCUCCCCCCAACACCCACCUACCCCGACGCCCCUCGGUCAGCAAACUGGGCAAGGUCAGAUGGGACAGCAGAGGGACAUCAGUCAGAACAAAGCCACCGGAGGGUCUUAGGUCAGCUUCUAGUCUGCGGGUUCAGUAAGGGGUUCCGAUCCUUUUUAGCUUAGGGGGACAGAGGAGGAGGCCGUGGACACUUGUAAAUUAUUCCUGACGACCAAUCGCCUUGGGCCACGUCGCCCUCUUGGUGCUGGCCAUCCCCCUCCUCCAAGCAGCCGCCCCCCCGCCCCCCCAGCCUCCCACACACCGGGGCCCUGGAGAUGGUGGCUGCCUGGUGGUCACGGGAAUCGUGGAAUGAGUGGGUUUACAAAAGGGGCGGGGCGGGGGGUGAAGAGAGAAAGGAGGGCCCAGGGACUCAUGGGACAGAUUCCCCAAUGGCCCCCUCGACCAGGAUGAACAGAAGCCACUUCAUGGUCGGGAUCCUGGGAAGCACACACCUCCCCUAGGUGGAGGCUGCACGGCAGGCGCCCUUGGGUGCUGGUCAGCCUGCGGUCUCUCAGGCUGCCAGCAGAACACACGUUUCUCGUGUUUCAUCCCCUUGGCUUUGUUGAUUGGUUAUUGAUUGUUGAUUUAUUAAUCCAGUU